AUGAGCGCAUUGCAUGUAGGAAAACCUUCCUGCAGAAAAGGUGGCUCACUCACCAUCAGAGAGUGCACCCUGGAGAGAAGCUCCAUGAGUGCAGCACCUGUGGGAAAGUCUUCAGUCGCAAAUCCUCUAUCACCCAACAUCAGUGAUGCUUAUGAAAAUCAGGCUUCCGGGUACCGUGGAGGUGCUUCAGCCAGACAAGUAGUCCCCAGUGAGACUCAGCACGUGUUUGUUCAAGUCUUCAUGGUUGCUCCUUUCAAAUACCAGAUAAAACACCAGGUCGGCAUUUAUCAGGUUCCAGAAGUCCAUCUGGUUAUUGCUUGUGAUGUCAGCAGCUGUCUUGGCCUCAUUCUGUGGCUCUUUUCUGGACUGCUAUUUGCAACAGCUCCUCUACCACCAACGGCCGAUGCAUGGAGGCGCAGCAGCAGGGACGCCGCCGGGCGCCUCCCCUCCGAGGGAGCACCGCAGCCCGGGAAGCAUCCCACGUGGGUCAGGGGCGCGCCCUCCGCCGUCACCGUAGCGGGGACACGAAAGUCCCACGCCAGGCGGGGUUUGGCGCGUCCGCCGCCCACAGUCCGCACUGAGGGACGAGCGGCCCUUCGACAGCCACGGGCAGGGAUUCGCCAGCUGCCGAACGCUCCUCCAGGCCGGUCAGGCGCGCGCGGCGCCAAGAAACGCAGCCCCCGGCGCAGGAGGCCGCGCGGUCCUCUGGGAAGCGGCGUUGGGCGUGACGGCCGCCAGCCGCGCCCCGCGGAGGAUUCUGGGAGUGGUAGUCCGGCCUCACAGUUGGCCGGCGCUAGGCGUCGCAGCCGGCGGUUAGAUGCCUUUGUAGUCGGGCUCCGCUUGCCGGUGUGUGGCUGGAGGUCGAACCCAGGGGGGAGGAGGGCUGAGCGCAUCCCCUUUCAGUCUGAGUGCCCGGGAGGAGGGUGGCGGGAGGACCACCGGGUGGGGGCGCCGGGCCGCCAGCGCGUGCUGCGUUCCGGGCCUCUUGGGGAACGCGAGCGGCGGACCCCCGGCCCCUUCCCCCGCGGCGGUUGCCUCCAGCGCGGGCUGGAGGAAGGAGUCUCCAUGGAACCUGGGGGCAGAGGAUCACUUUUUGAGGACUCAGACCUUCUCCAUGCUGGAAACCCAAAAGAAAAUGACGUAACUGCUGUGCUGCUGACCCCUGGGUCCCAAGUAAUACGCAUUUCUGUUGCCUGGAGGCAAAGAGUGAGUCAGUGGACUACAAAUUCACCAGAGAAUGAACUGAUGAUCAGGGAUAUGGCCGAGGCUCUCACCCAGUGGAGGCAGCUGAACUCUCCCCAGGGAGAUGUGCCUGAGAAGCCCAGGAAUCUGGUCUUGCUGGGGCUUCCAAUUUCCACACCUGAUGUAAUCUCUCAGUUGGAGCAUGAGGAGGAACUGAAGAGAGAAGUUUCAAAAGCAGCCGCUCCAGACUGGGAAACAAUACCAGAAAGCAAGGAGCUCACUCCAGAAAAGGGUAUUUCUGAAGAAGAAUCGGCCCCUGGGGUGUUAAUUGUAAGAUUUUCAAAGGAAGGUUCUAGUGAACCUGAGGAUUCUUUAGAGAGUCAGCAGGAAAACCAUGAGAAACAUUUAAUACAAGACACUGUCACUCAGAAAUCUUCUAGGGAGAGAAGUUACCAAUUUGAUGAAUUUAGAAGAAGUUGCACUCGGAGGUCCUUACUCGUUCAGCAGCAGGGAGAGAGACUACAUCAUUGUGAGUCAUUUAAAAAUAACUUAAAACAAAAUUCAGAAAUAAUUAGGCAUGAGAGAAUUUGUGCAGGAAAGAAACCUUGGAAAUGCAGUGAGUGUGAGAAAGCCUUCAGUUACUACUCAGCUUUUGUCUUACAUCAGAGAAUUCACACCGGAGAAAAACCCUAUGAAUGUAAGGAGUGUGGGAAAGCCUUUAGCCAGAGCAUACACCUUACUCUGCACCAGAGAAUUCAUACUGGAGAGAAGCCCUACGAAUGCCAUGAGUGUGGGAAAGCCUUCAGUCACCGCUCAGCCCUUAUUCGGCAUCACAUCAUUCAUACUGGAGAAAAACCCUAUGAAUGCAACGAAUGCGGGAAGGCCUUUAACCAGAGUUCAUACCUCACUCAACAUCAGCGAAUUCAUACUGGAGAGAAACCUUAUGAGUGUAACGAAUGUGGGAAGGCCUUCAGCCAAAGCACAUUCCUUACCCAGCAUCAGGUCAUUCACACUGGAGAGAAACCCUAUAAGUGUAACGAAUGUGGCAAAGCCUUUAGUGAUCGGUCAGGUCUUAUUCAGCACCAGAGGACUCAUACUGGGGAGCGGCCUUACGAGUGUAACGAAUGUGGGAAAGCCUUUGGCUACUGCUCAGCCCUGACUCAGCACCAGAGAACUCACACUGGGGAGAAACCCUAUAAAUGCAACGAUUGUGCCAAAGCCUUCAGUGACCGCUCAGCCCUUAUUCGUCAUCAGAGAACACACACUGGAGAGAAACCUUACAAAUGUAAAGAUUGUGGAAAAGCAUUCAGCCAGAGCUCGUCUCUUACAAAGCAUCAGAAAACUCACACUGGAGAAAAGCCCUACAAGUGUAAGGAAUGUGGAAAAGCCUUCAGCCAGAGCUCAUCCGUCUCUCAACAUCAGAAGACUCAUGCUGGAGUGAAAACCAAGAAAUAUGUCCAAGCUUUUAGUGAGCGUUUAACCUUUGGCCAACACAAGAGAAUUCAUACUGGAUAAAGACCAUGUACAUGUGGUACAUUCAGAGCAUACUUACUGAGCAUUUACCGUGCUUGCCAUGGGGGUCUACAGAGAGAUUUAAGAUGGUGUUGCAAAAAAGUUAUUGAGAAGUCACUGCUGAUAUGGGUUGUAGCAUGAUUAGACUGAAAGUAUCGUUUUACAUUUUUAAAAGUGUUCUGGCAGAGGACGCUGAAUUUUCCUCAGGAAAGAGGGAAAUUAUUUGUAACACCCUAACGUGUAUGUAAAUUCCCAUAUCCCUGGGAGAGAAAUGGGGUAUGCUGUGGUGGAAAGGGGACAUCUUGACUGUGCUAGAUAUUUUCAUAAUACUAAGAAUAUAAGUUUUAAAGAGAUAAGUUACACUUUUAGGGAAGUUGCGUGGGUAGAAAUAAAAGAUUGAGAAUUCACAAUGAGUUUGUCCAGAGUCAGGAGUGGUGGUGGAAGGGGAGUUGUCCUUCAUUCUUAAGUUUAAAGAGCCAAAGGAAGUAGAGGGAAAGGAUAGAAAAAAAAAGCUCGGGGAAUGAACCCAAAAAAUGUUCAUUAUGUUAACUACUCAACUGAAUAUUCACAACUGUGAAAAAUAUUAGACUUAAUAGUUGUCCAGUUGAAAAGUUUCUGUGAGGGUAGCUUUACCCUGCAGCUAAGGACUGUUGGCUGACUGUUUCUGUGAGGGUAGCUUUAGGCUGCAGCUAAGGACUGUUGGCUGACUGUUUCUGUGAGGGUAGCUUUACCCUGCAGCUAAGGACUGUUGGCUGACUGUUUCUGUGAGGGUAGCUUUAGGCUGCAGCUAAGGACUGUUGGCUGACUGUUUCUGUGAGGGUAGCUUUAGGCUGCAGCUAAGGACUGUUGGCUGACUGUUUCUGUGAGGGUAGCUUUAGGCUGCAGCUAAGGACUGUUGGCUGACUGUUUCUGUGAGGGUAGCUUUAGGCUGCAGCUAAGGACUGUUGGCUGACUGUUUCUGUGAGGGUAGCUUUACCCUGCAGCUAAGGACUGUUGGCUGACUGUUUCUGUGAGGGUAGCUUUAGGCUGCAGCUAAGGACUGUUGGCUGACUGUUUCUGUGAGGGUAGCUUUACCCUGCAGCUAAGGACUGUUGGCUGCCGGGUAAUGCAGGGUGUUUGCUUCUGCACUUUUUGUCUUUUAGACCUUGCUUACUGAGACCUCGCCUACUAAAUCAUGUUAAUUUCCAAGGGUCAGGAGCCACAGCUUAGAAAAUUGAGUACAGAAGAGACCUUUGAUGUGUUCAAACUGUUUUAAGGUAUCUGAGUUACCUGAGAAUGUGCUUAUUUAUAAAGAUUUACCUCAGUUGUAUCUAGUUUGUACCUUAGAUUUUUUAUAGCUUAUAGUAAAGUUUAGUUGUAGAUUUGCACUGACACUGCAUAUUAGAUUAUGAAAAGCUUGAAAAGACUUUGAAAUACCUUUUACCAUUUUACUCUUGGGUAGAGGCAGGUGGCGUCUUUUUAUAUUUUUUUUUCAUUGAAACUUUGAAGAUUAUUGGACACAUUAUUUUGAGUGCAGAGUUUUUAAUUUUAGGAAGCUGUACUAUGAUGUAUCUUGGUGUGAAUUUCUUUUAGUUUACCCUAUUGGGUUUGCUUAGCUUCUUCAAUGUGUAGGUUUAUGUCUUUUGCCAAAUUUGGUAGAUUUUCAGCCCUCAUCUCUUUAAAUACAUUUUAGCCCCCACCUUCUACUCCUUUUCUCCUGGGACUCUAAUGAAAGAAAUAGGAGCUCUUUGGUUGUCAUCUCACAAGUUCCUGAGGCUCUGUUCAUUUUUUCUUGACGAUUUUUGUCUGAAUCUGCUCAAUCUGCCAUAACAAGACAGCAUAGACUGACCGGGUGACUCAAAAAAAUACAUAAUUCUAACAGUUCUGAAGGCUGGGAAGUCCAAGAUCAAGGUGCCUGCUGACUCUGCCUCUAAUGAGGACUUUCUUCCUGGCUUACAGAUGGCUGCCUUCUCGCUGUGUCUUCUCAUACCCGUAGUGCAUGCAGAUGGGCCAGUUGGGAGAGGGAGAGAGAAAUAGCUCCCUCUUCUUAUCAGUCCACCAGUUCUAGCAGAUUAGGACUCUGCCCUUCUUACCUCAUUUAACCCUAAUUACCCCCCUGAAAACGCUGUCUCCAAAUAAAUUCACAUUGGGGAUUAGGACUUCAACAUAAUUUUGGGGAAGAGGGGAUACGUUUAGUCCAUAACGUUCCACCCCAGGCCCCCACCGAAUUUAUGUCCUUGCGUGCAGAAUACAUUUAUUCCACUCCAACAGCCCCAAAAGCCCUAACUCAUUCUAGCAUUAGCUCUAAAGUCCAGACCUUCAAGUAAAUAUCACCUAAAUCAGAUACGGGUAAGACUCAAGGUACAAUUCAUCCUGAGGCACAGUGACUCCCCAGCUGUGAACCUGUGAAACCAAACAAGUUAUGUGCUUCCAAAAUACAUUUGUGAUCUGGACAUAAUGUAGGCAUUCCCAUUCCACAGAGGGAGAAAUAGGAAAGUAGGAGGAGGGAUGUGUCCUGAGCAAGUCCAAAACUUAGCAAGGCAAAUUCCAUUAGGUCUUGUGUUUCGUCGGAUCUUGUGAGAAUAAUCCUCUUUUGCUCAGUGCCUCCCGGACCCACUGGGGUAGAGGUCCUGUCUCUGGUACUGCCAGGUAGCCCCUCGCCUAAGCCUCUGUAGGGCAAUUCUGCCCCUAAGGCUUCAGUUGGAGGCUUUCUGUUCUGUUGAAACCAGGGUGAUGGUUCCACCCUUUGAAACAGGAGGCAUCCCCAAUGGUCUCUGAAUUGUUUUCAGGGUCAUUCUCUUUUCUUGAAGGAUAACACAUACUCAUAGACAAAUCGCUCUCUGGUUCUGUAGGAUCUAAGAAGUCCUAAAGCCUGCCUUCAUUUUAUUUUGUUGUAUUUCUGUCCCCUUUAGUGCCAGGUGGCUGUGUUUCUGCUGUUAUAAUCCCAUUUAUAUUCCUGGCUUCUCCUGGGGCUGCUAAACCCAUUUGAUCUAUUUAUCAAAUGGUUGAAAUAGUUUUUAAGCCACACGCUUAGUGUUUUCUUCAUAGCACAUUUUCUCAUAUUUUUGUGAUACGAAUGGAAUUUUCAUAUUUCUUUAAUUGUGCUUCCUUGUUUCUUAACAGUUCCUUCUUCACUUAAUCUCUCUCCUCUCACAUUUUACUACAAGCACUAAGGGGACCCAAGCUGCACCUUCAGUACUUUGCUUAGAAAUCUGCUAAAUAAACAGUUUCAUCACUCUCAAGUUCUGCCUUUCAGAAAACACUAGAACAGUUCAGAGAAGUUCUUUGCCACUUUAUAACAAGAGCCACCUUUUUUUUUUUUUUCCAGUUCUAAUAAUAUGUGCCUCAUUGCCAUCGGAGGCCUUGCCAGAGUGGCCUUUAAUAUCCGCAUCUCUAGCAUGUACCUCAAAACUCUUGGUCUCUACCCAUCACCCUGUCCAAAGCUGCCUCCACAUUUUGAGGCAUAUGUUACAGCAGCAUCCGCCUCUGGGUACCAGAAUCUCAAUCUGCUUGGUCGGCCAUAACAAACAUCCAUAGACUGGGCGGCUCAAAGCACAGAAAUUUAUUUCUCAAAGUUCUGGAGGCUGUAAGUCUAAAAUCAGGGUCCAACCGCGUUCAGUUCCUGGCUUGUAGAUGGUUGUACUCUCACUGUGUUCUCACAUGACCUGUUCUCAGUGCAUAGGUGUGGAGAGAAGUUGGAUUGGGACCCCACCUUUAAGGUCUCUUUUAACCUUAAUUACUUCCUCAGAACCUAUCUCCAAAUAUAGUCACAUUGAGGGUUAGGGUGUCCACAUAAUGAAUUGGGGUGGGGGGACAUAGUUCAUCACAGUUUUCUCUCUUCAGAUUGAGUAUUUUCUGUUCUGUCUUCCAGUUCACUAGAUCUUCCCUCUGUCCUUUUGGUUCUGCUGUUGAGACCAUCCUUGAAUUUUAUUUCAGUUAUUGUAUUUUUUAGUUGCACAUGAUUCUUUGUUUCCUUGCUGAGAGCCUUUCUUUGCUUAUUUUGUUUGCAUUAAGCAUGUUUGUAAUUACUCAUUGAGGCAUUUUUGUGAUGGCUGCUCUCAAAUCCUUGCAGGCUAUCCUAACAUCUGUGUCAUCUCAGUAUUGACAUCUUUGGGUUAUCUUCUCAUUUAAGUUGAGAUUUUCUUGGUUCUUGGCGUGAGGAGUGAUUUUCAGUUGAAGUCUGGACAUCUGGAGUCUUUUGGUAUGAGACUUGGUAUCCUGUUGAAGUCUUCUGUAUUGACAGGCCUCCUCAGAUACCACUGUGGUGGAGAAAGUGUUGCGGAGGUGCUGCCUCAUUACUUUAAGUUGGUGUUGGAAGUCCAGGUUCACCAUUGGCCUCUAAUGACUCCUGGGCAGGGGUCCUCACUACUGCUGGGCAAGGGUGGGAUUUACAGCUCCCCACUAGGCCUCCGCUGACACCACACUGGCCAGGGAAGAUCAGGAAUGCUUUGUUACUGCUAUUUACAUGGCCUCGAUUGACAGCAUGGUGUGGGGUUGAGGGUGACAUCAUUACUGUUGGGAAUUGGUGUAAGUCUUGACCCCCCACUUGGCUUCCACUGAGACCACACCAGUAAGAAAGAAGAGAGAUGGCUCUGAGUAGGGGGGACACUGCCAGGGUGAUGUGUGGGGAGGGGUGGGUUUUAGAAAUCUAUCUGCCCACUUGGUCUUCUCUGAUACCACCCCAGGCUAAAGGUGGAGGACUGAGAGCCUUGUUACAGCCUGGUGAGGGCGGAAGUAUAGGCCUUUGUUGGUGGGGAUAGGACCAUAGCUUGCUUCUGUGGUCUUUUAAGUAGGAUUGUGGUUUCCUAAACAUUUUCUGUCUUGCUAGGCUACUGCCUUUCCAGUCCUUUGGCUAGAAAAAGCAGAUUUUUCUUGGGCCUUUUUUUUUUUUUUUUUUUUGGUCUGUGCCUGUGCCUGUUGGCAUUUCUGGGUUGUCAGCUUCUCUAGAACCCAAUCUGGGAUAGAUGAGGCAACGAGAAAACCCAAGAACGUCACUGCUGUGUUCUUCCUCAGGUUCUGAGGUCCCUAGCCAGUCCAUUCUCUCUCCACCUUCUAGAACUUUCUUAUGUUUGCUUUGUAUAUAAUAUCCCAGAUUUUUAGUCGUACUUAGUGAGAGCAGUAGGAGAAAGUAGUGCUCCACCUUUCCCAUGACAUCUUUGUGCUUGACACUGAAAUCACACAUCAAGUUGUGGUAUAUAUAGGGUUUGUGGUGUAUACAGGUCAUUUGUAACCAGUUAGGAAUAGGUACUAAAAGAAAUGCUCACUGGAUUCCUGAAGAUAAGCUGCCAAUUUGAUAGGUAGAAACUAUCAGCCUGCUUCAUCUAGCUUUGAAGGAACAAUAGUUUAUAAAUUGAGGAAACACUAGUAUUUAAUUGUAGGUUAUAAACUUGAGAAGGAUAGAUAUGACUAAGAAUAUAAACUGUAGGGUUAAAUUUUUUGUAUUUGUAUUUUUGUUUGAAAAGCAUAUGAGAAGCACUGGAGAACUGGACUCAGAAUUUCAGAUUUUUUUCCAGUUGUAUAUUAUCUACAUGUGGCUAUCUGUUCACUUUAAUUUGCCAUGUGACAUAUGAGAUCAUAGAGAAUCAACAAAAUAAAGAACGAAAAUAACUGAGAUUUGGGACAAGUCACCUUCAUCCUUUGAUAUCUAUCUCCUCAUAGAUAAAUGUUUUAAAAUUUAAUGCCUACUUGAGAAUGAUUAGAGUUAGGUAGAAAAGGGAUGCAAAUGUGGUUUGUAAGCGAUCAGGUGCUACAUAACUAUUAGGUAUUAAUGAUACAGUCAUUUAGAAGACAUAUCCAUCAUGUAUGCUUCACAGUGGUGGCCCAAUAAAAACAACUGUGAAUAUAAUGGAAUGAGACUUUUUAUCUUUUUAAAUAAGUUUUCUGGGAUCCUGUUAAAAUAUGCAUCUUUUGAGAUAACCAUGUGGUUCCUUUUCAUCUAUUAAUGUGGUAAAGUACAUUGAUUUUCUGAUGUGAAAGAAUCCUUGCAUUCCUGGGAUGCAAGUUCAUGAUUUUUUUUCUCUCUCUCUGGGGGAGUUUGUGUCCCUUGAAUUUUAGUUGCAUUCAUCUGUUAAACUGGGGUUAUUGUGUUUGUAGUGUGUGGUUUGGUUGGUUUUAGGGGCUAUUUAGAUUUACUAUUUCUUCUAGAAAGUUGUAGGUUUUUCUAAAAAUGUAUCCUUUUUGGUCAUUGAGUUGUUUAAAAUGGUUUUAUUUUCAAGUGCUUGUUCUAUCUGAACUUAUGUCCCUUUUUUCUUUCCUGAUAUCGCUUAUUUGUAUCCUCUAUUGGUAAUGUUUCUAGAGAUGUGUCAACUUUACUAGUCUUUUAAAAUAACUGACUUUUUGAACUUUUGCAAAAAUCAACUUUUAUCAAAGUACACAAUAAAAUUCACCCACUUAAAGGUGUUUGCCAUGUUUGACGAAGAUAUUACCCUUGUAACUACCACCGUAAUUGUGUGUGUGGUUUUAAUAGUUCCUCCUUCUUCUCCCUCCCUCUCUCCUCCUCCUCCUCCCCAUCUUCCUCCUCCUUUCACCCCUUUCUCUUUCUCCUUUCUUCCUUUCUUCCUUCCACAGUUCUGUCUUAAAACGCCCUAUGUAGACUUGUGUAACCAUCACCACAAAGGGUACAGAACAAUUCCACUGCACCAACAAAUUCCCCUUGUGCUGCUUUUUUUAAAGAGUGGCUCCCCACCCUGCAUUGAGUAUAAAGGCUUUGAUUUGCAUCAGUGUUGUGUCAUUUACUAAUUUUUAUUGCUGAGUAGUUUUCCACGUUAGGUACCACAGUAUUCUUAGCCAUUAACCCACUGAAGCACAUUUAGGUUGUUUAUAAUUUUUGGUAAUUAUGAAUAAAACUAUUACAAACAUUAGGUUUUUGUAUGAACAUAAAUUUUCAUAUCUGUAGGGUAAAUAUUGGAGUGAAAUGGUUAGAUCAUAUGGUGAGUAUAUAUUUACCUUUGUAACACAGGGCCAACCUUUUCCAGAAUGAUUGGUUGAAUUUGUUUUCCCACCAGCAAUGUAUGAAGAUGUGGUUGCUCCAUAAUUUGCCAACACCUGGUAUUCUCAUUGUUUUUAUUUUAUCCAUUCUAGUAGAUGUGUAGUGGUAUCUCAUUGUGGCUUCAGUUUGCAUUUCCUUAAUGACUAAUGAUGUUGAGCAUCUUUUCAUGUGCUUUUGUCCAUCUGUGUACCUUUGAUGAAGUUUUCAAAUCUUUUGCCAUUUUAAAAUAAUUCUAUUGUUUGUUUUCCUAGUUUAUUUUUGUAGUUUGUGGCUUGUCUUUUUAUUCUCCUUUAUUCAAUUUUUAUUUCAGUGUCUUUUAUAAAGCAAAGGUUUUAAAUUUUAAUGAAGUCCAGUUUUUCCUUUUAUGGACCAUACUUUGGUGUCAUAUUUAAGAACCCAUCCGGAACUAAUAUUUAGGAAAUUUUUCUUCUACUAGCUUAUUGGUAAUGUUUUUCAUAUUGUGACAAUUUUCAUAUUUUUAUAUAAUGUGUUAAAUAAAGGCCUAGGCUCAUUGUUUUUACAUGUGGUUAUCCAAUUGUUUCAGCAUCAUUUGUGGAAAACAUUGUUUCUCCAUUGAAUUGCCUUUGCCCUUUUGUCAACAAUUGAUUGCUCCUGUUUAAGUGGCUCUGUUUCUCAGUUUUCUAUUCUAUUCCAUUGAUCUAUGUGUCCGUCCCUUUGCCAAAACCACACGUUAUCUUGAUUACUAUAGCUUUGUAGUAAAUCUCAAAAUCAGGUAAUGUAAGCCCUUCAAAUUUAUUCUUUUUCUAAUUUAUAUGCUUCCACUGUCAUAUAUUUGUCUAUAUGUUAUGUCAAGUUUUACUUUAUGUAUUUUGACACUCGGUGGUUAUCUGAAUACAAGUUAAGAAUUGUCAAA
Molecule: messenger RNA, 10535 nt
Organism: Macaca mulatta (Rhesus monkey)
Lineage: Eukaryota; Metazoa; Chordata; Mammalia; Primates; Cercopithecidae
Gene: ZNF892
Product: zinc finger protein 892
Biological process (GO): regulation of transcription by RNA polymerase II
Cellular component (GO): PcG protein complex; transcription regulator complex; nucleus
Molecular function (GO): RNA polymerase II cis-regulatory region sequence-specific DNA binding; DNA-binding transcription factor activity, RNA polymerase II-specific
Source: RefSeq, a predicted model, not a curated record